AUGUCUCGUGGAAAACCCUAUGACGCUCCCAACAGAGGCAACACGCCCGAGCAAGAGGAACCCAGAGGCCGCGCUCGUAUCCGUGACGCCGAUGGCCAGUUUCCUGUCUUGAGCCCCCCCCGCGGCCGACCCGUCUCGCCUGCCUCAUCGCGUCGUCUGCUCGUUGGCUCCGCCUUGGACCGUCGCCCUCUCGACCCCCUCCAUGGUCGUGGUGCUGAUGGCGUGCCUGUUCCCGACCUCCGUCGCGUCUCUGACACCGCCGCUCAUCACUUUCGUCACCGUGACUACACUGCGACUACCGUGGCUCCGAUUGACAUCCCCGGUGCUGCCGAAAGCCAGCGUGGCCUGCCCGCUCGCCGCCGCACCUACGGAAGCGACGACGAGGACAGCCUCAGCCCUGAAGAUAGUGGCUUCGGUCGGCUUCCCUAG
Molecule: messenger RNA, 429 nt
Organism: Colletotrichum truncatum
Lineage: Eukaryota; Fungi; Ascomycota; Sordariomycetes; Glomerellales; Glomerellaceae
Source: RefSeq, a predicted model, not a curated record